CGAGAAAGGCAGGGAGACGAAGCUUCUCUGGUUUCCGAUCUCUGUAGAGAUCCCCGGCGGGUAUGGCGAUUCUGUACGCGCUCGUGGCGAGGGGAUCGGUGGUCCUGGCGGAGUUCAGCGCGACGGCGACCAACGCCAGCGCCAUAGCCAAACAGAUUCUCGGCAAGAUUCCUGGAACUGACGAUAGCCACGUCUCGUAUUCUCAAGAUCGCUAUAUCUUCCACGUCAAGCGCACCGAUGGCCUCACCGUUCUCUGUAUGGCCGACGAGGCCGCGGGGAGAAGAAUUCCAUUCGCGUUUCUAGAAGACAUUCAUCAGAGAUUUGUGAGAACUUACGGCCGCGGUGUUCACUCAGCUCAAGCUUAUGGUAUGAAUGACGAAUUCUCCAGGGUUCUGAGCCAGCAAAUGGAGUACUACUCCAACGAUCCCAAUGCAGAUAGGAUGAACAGACUGAAAGGUGAAAUGAAUCAGGUGCGAAAUGUGAUGAUCGAGAACAUCGAUAAGGUGCUAGAGAGAGGCGAUCGCUUGGAGUUGCUGGUAGAUAAAACAGCCAAUAUGCAGGGGAAUACCUUCCGCUUCAGAAAGCAAGCUCGCCGAUUCAGAAACACGACAUGGUGGAGAAAUGUGAAGCUCAUGAUUGCUCUAAUAAUCCUUCUCCUAGUGGUUGUAUAUGUCGUACUGGCUUUCGUCUGCCAUGGACUUACAUUACCUACUUGCUUGUAGAGAGGGCAAAUGUUGAUUGCGACAUUUUGAUUGGUUCUUUGUGCUUAUAGUGAAAUCGUUUUUCUUAGUGUCAGUUGCUUGCUGCAAGUUAUAUUCAUAACUCCUUUGGCUUUUAAGUUUGCGGUUAGAUUUCGGGUUGCAGCAAUGCGAAGCACUUGAUCGGUAGCUCGCUUGGUCUUUUUUGCUUACACUGGCUCUGGUUAUGGUUUUGUAUGAGAAACGUUGCUUGUUCAACCUUGUAAUCAUCAUCAAGGAGUGAACUUAAAUGGGUGAUGUAAAAAUCUGUCCUGUAUUUGGUUUAGUGGUACUUUCUUUCCAAUCAAUGGGUGAGAACUUUAAGUGGUUUUGGUUUGUAGGUUCAGUCAAUAUAACGUGGGGAGAUCCAGGACAUCCCCCUUGUGUGCAUUUUGUCUAUGCCCGGAACGUCCAGAGAUAAAUUUCAACAGAUUCGCUUCCUAUAAACCCACAACUGAGUAGCCCAGGCUGUCCAUGGUGAUUCAAACCAAUGAGAGAAGUUUGGAUUCGUCAAACUUAAUUCGACAGAAGUAGUGGUGAUCAAUGUGGUCAUCGACAAUAGAACGAUGAUGAUCCCUGCACCCACCUUCCAUCAUGGGGAUCUGGUAAUGGUUGUGCCUUCUUGUAUGCAAAGAAUCAUACUUCGUGUGCGAUUUGUGGAACCGGUUGUUCUCAGAGUCAAUGGAUGGUUGUGUUGCAGCUCAAUUUCAAAUACCCUCCGAAUUUUGGAUUGACAACCGGUUCUCGUUUCAAGUCUCGGGUUGUUUGCCCCAUGCUUAUUCUUGAAACCCGAAAUCUUGCUCCAUGGCGUACGCAUUGUUGAAGUCAUGAGCUGAAUCGAACUCCAGACCCACAUUAGGAGGAGCCGGUUUGUGGCUCUUCUUGACUCUUCAAGUAUUUCUCAUCGUCACCAUAUUCUGCCACAUUACUACUGUCUAAUGCUGCCUCACUAUAGUAACUUCUUCCAUCCCAGACAAUCUAUAGCGUUUCGAGGCAUAAGUAAGCAGGAACUUCGAAACCCGUCCCACGAUUUCGACAAUGCACACUGCCACUGGUUGCCGAUCUCAAGGGUGGGAUAGAAUGAACUCCUAAAGAAACAUGGUCGCAGAUUUCAGACAUCGCAACCGAUUUCUCACGGUAUGAAGAGUAAAGAAGAUGUGACUAAUUUCUCGCAACUGGGUAAGUUCCCGUUACAGAAUCAAGCAAUUGUCCUGACUCCUGAGUUGAAACCCUAAUUACUCGAACAGAUGCAAUCGAAAGUUGAGAGAAACCUGGGAUUCGGUGAAACAGACUCUGAAAGGUGGGAGUGAGCGGUCGGAAGGGAGGGACAGAGUCACGGCAACCUAGUUGGCUGGAAAGAAAUGUUUAGAGUGACG
Molecule: messenger RNA, 2113 nt
Organism: Linum trigynum
Lineage: Eukaryota; Viridiplantae; Streptophyta; Magnoliopsida; Malpighiales; Linaceae
Source: the annotation of a GenBank genome assembly